Anopheles merus is the source of this 1451-nucleotide messenger RNA. RefSeq lists its product as uncharacterized. The record is from RefSeq and is a predicted model, not a curated record. The coding region runs from base 193 to 1419 and encodes 408 amino acids. Gene Ontology annotation, cellular component: transcription regulator complex; nucleus. Gene Ontology annotation, biological process: regulation of transcription by RNA polymerase II. NCBI's taxonomy places the organism in Eukaryota, Metazoa, Arthropoda, Insecta, Diptera, Culicidae. The transcript has 5 exons.
UCAAAAAGAUUUCAGCUCCGAGAGCUGAAAUCUCAUCCGAAAUCUUUUUGACAGCAACCCGAAAACUCAAAAUGACAGCAUUGUAGGUGUCAACAGGAAAAGGAAGAGCAUUAUCACAACAAAACAAAAUAAAACAAAACAAGCACAAAGCCGGCAUUGUAAAAGUACGAACCAAACAAAACAUUUAACAAAAUGAAUGUAAAUCAGAGCGGAUCAGGACCGGGAACGGCUUCAGGACAGCGAUCGAAAUCGGUACAGCAAUCGGGACCUGGACCAGCAACGAUAUCAGUAAUGGAACCGAUAUCACGACGGGUACCGGUAUCAGUACUGGCACCGGUAUCAGGACGGGCACUGGCAUCAGGACAGGCACCGGUAUCAGGACGGGCUUCGGGAUCAGGCCUGGCAUCGGGAUCAGGACUGGCUUCGGGAGCAGGCCUGGCAUCGGGAUCAGGACUGGCUUCGGGAGCAAGACUGGCUUCGGGAUCAGGACGGGAACCGCGUAAAUAUAUGCGAGAGGACGUGGAGCUCUGCUUGCGGAUGGCUAAUGCGGUAGAAAAACAAAACAUCAUCUACAAUAAAAAAUCUCCGCAUUAUAAAAACCGAGACCGUCAAAAUGAUGCAUGGAUGUGUGUCGCAGAAGAGGUCGGGUUGACCAUGGCAGAGGCCAAAAAAAUGUGGCACAACAUGGUGGCCAAAUAUCGGUCAUACCGAUCCAAAGUGCGCCAGAGUAUGCAGACCGGGUCAGCCUACGCCGAAGUUUAUCGCCCGCGAUGGCCAGCCUGGGAGGCUUUGUCGUUUAUGAACGAUGCGUCGGAGGACGCUGAACAUGCAGACACGCUUGACGAGGAAGAUGAGGGCCUCGCUCUGAACUCCCUCGUCACAACGGGUUCGGCCGUUGCACGAUCCCGAAUCCUUGCCGAUCACUCAUACAUUGAGUAUGAUCCACCUUGUUCCCUUAGUCCCGACCCUCCAAAACUUUUUCCACCCAAUCCUUCAGUCCAAGCGAACCUCUUCAGUCCCAGCCAACCUCCAACCUCCAUCAACCAAUCCGUCAUCCUACACCCUCCCGAAAUUCUCCCCUCCCCUUCUCAGGUAUCCUUUCCUCAUCAAGUCUCCCGUCCUUCCCAAGCCUCUCCCAUCCAAAACCUGUCCCAUCCUCGGCAAGGACGGCGUCGUCGACGAACCCCUAGCGACGAGGGGCUUCGUAUGAGCGAGGCCCUCACACGCGUGGCGGAAGCCACGAUGGCCAAUGCAAACUCCUCGGAGAAUGUGUUUGGCCGCUGGGUCGCUGAAUUCCUGACGAGGUUCACGCCAGAGGAACAGCGUGUUGUGACCUCAAGGAUUCAGCGAACCAUGCUAGAUGCCGAGGAGUUUGUGUUGGCCAACCGGGCCAACCGUCGCGAUGGGGAUCAGCCAUGAGUUAUGUAAAUAGUUGUAUAUAAUUAGUUAAU